AUUACUUACGAUCCAAAGCAGCCAUUCCCCAUCCACAAUCUUCCAGCAUUAGCGCGCAAGUUCUGUGAGUAAUCUGGUGCCAGGAGAAAGAGGAGGAGGAGCAGAGCUUGCCCCAAACACAGAUGGCGGAUGGAGCAGUGCCAGCAGCGCAGGUGGGUGCAGGAGGAGGAGCAGCAGGGGCGCAGGGAGGAGGAGGAGGAGGGGGAGGGCCAGGGCCAGGCCCGUGGAUGCGCGCAGACCUCCUGCAAGACGCCAGGGAUGGUCUAACCCGUGUAUUAGGGAAUAAUGCAAUUAACGGUCCAGCGGGUCAAGAAAUUCUCCUGGGAACAACCCCACUGGGGAAUAACUGCCUCCACAUAGCCUCCAUCCAUGGCCAUGAAGGAUAUUGCCAUUUUGCGGUGCAGCUUAGUGAUUAUCUCCCUCUCGCUCUCUUCACCGGGACAAACUCGGAUGGGGAGACGCCGCUUGCCACUGCAGUUAGAAGGGGCUCCGUCGAUGCAGCUACGACUGUCUUGCUCCAACAUUACACUACCCUUCGGAAUAACGGCCCUGCUCACCGCAGGGAGCAGGCGAGUCAGGCGAUCUUGAGGCAGGACAAUGAUGGAUGCAACGUGCUGCACCAUGCCAUUCGCCGCGGCCACAGGGAGGUUGCCCUGAGGUUGAUAGCUCUCGAGCCUGCUCUGUCGGCGCAUCAGAACAAUUACAACGAGUCACCCAUGUUCGCCGCCGCCAUGAGAGAUUUCCAGGAUGUUGUGGUCGGACUGUUAGCUACUCCUGGUUCUCUUGACGUGGGGCCAUGCAGCAAGAAUGCUCUGCACGCAGCCGUCAGAAAUGGAAACAAUGUUAUUGCAGGAAUAAUUGUGAGAGCACGCCCUUUACUGGCUACGCAACACGACCCUGCUGGCAACACUCCAGUGUGUCAGGCUGUCCGUGAUAACAUGGUUGCCGUGCUAGUGACAUUUCUGGAACAUGAUCCUUGCUUAGCGUACGCAAGGAGAAGCGAUGGCCGUACUCUCCUUCAGGUUGCUGCUGAUCAAGGCCAUGUUCGUAUUGCUCAAGAGCUCCUUACCCAUUGUCCAGACGCUCCUUGUCGUGGAACAAAUGUUGAUCGUUCAACAUGCCUGCACAUAGCUGUGGAGAAUGGUUCUGUAGACUUCGUUAAACUUAUCCUGAGGACACCACAGCUUGGCAAAGUCGUUAACAUGCAAGACGCAGGCGGAAGAACAGCUCUACACAUCGCUGUCUUCAAGUGCAAUCCUCAGAUAGUUAAGGCUUUGCUGUCUCACUCAGAUAUAGAUACGACAGUGAUUACCAACAACGGUAACCCGGCAGUUUGGGCAUUGAUGGUCAACCAGGAAAGUCUCGAAACAUUAAACGGGACUAAAGUGAUAAGCCUUAUCAAUGAAGCUGAUCGCCAACAUGUCUCCUCUAUCAAUAAUCUUAAAAGGCGGAUGUCGCAGCAUGCGACGGACAUGUCAAGGAACAAUGUGAUGUUACUAACUCAAAGAUACGUGACCAACACCUCAUUAGUGGCAAUCCUCAUUGCGACAAUCACCUUUGCGGCUGCUUUCACUCUUCCCGGAGGAUACAACAGCAAGGGGCUUCCAAACAUGUCUGGGAAGGUGGCAUUUAAGGCAUUCUUGGUCUCUGACAUCUUAGCCACGUGCUCCUCGCUUGGUGUCGCUUUUGCAUGCAUCCUAGCAAGGUUUGAGGAUUACGAGUACUUGAUUUAUUACAAAGCCGUUGCUAAAUACAUCAUGUUGUUUGCAUACGUGAUGACAACUAUAGCCUUCUCGACCGGUUUAUACACGGUGCUGGCUCCGCAUUCUCACUGGCUGGCCAUUCUAAUUUGUGUUGGGGCAGCUUCGUUUCCCAUUUUCGUUUCCCUAACAUUCCUAUGGCCUGUCGUGAAGCUCACAUAUCAGUUGGGUGAAACUGUCGACGCGAGGAUUCUUAACAGUGUGUGACCUCAUCGAUUUCUCUUAUGGUUCCGCCUGCUCUCUUCUGAUAAUAGUUUUCAAUCUGUCUCUAGUGAUCAUUGUUUGGCUUUGCUACUACUCAUGAUGUAUUUCUAAUUCAUCGUCAGGGAAAACUAUUGUACUGUUUUGUAUUCAAUAAAAUCUUUAGGCAGUGCU
This is a messenger RNA of Brachypodium distachyon (stiff brome), 2135 nucleotides long. RefSeq names its product ankyrin repeat-containing protein At5g02620. The record is from RefSeq and is a predicted model, not a curated record. Gene Ontology annotation, cellular component: plasma membrane. Lineage: Eukaryota; Viridiplantae; Streptophyta; Magnoliopsida; Poales; Poaceae. The transcript is spliced from 5 exons. Gene Ontology annotation, molecular function: protein phosphatase regulator activity; protein phosphatase 1 binding. Bases 123 to 1967 code for a protein of 614 amino acids.